Patella vulgata (common limpet) is the source of this 957-nucleotide messenger RNA. RefSeq lists its product as uncharacterized. The record is from RefSeq and is a predicted model, not a curated record. The coding region runs from base 19 to 957 and encodes 312 amino acids. Lineage: Eukaryota; Metazoa; Mollusca; Gastropoda; Patellidae. The transcript is spliced from 7 exons.
AGGACCACCAAAACAAAUAUGCGUCUCGUACUUGCAGUUGUGGCAGUUCUUUCUCUGGCAGCAGCCACGACCUAUGUAGAUAGAGGAGAUCCAUAUAGUGACGGUCGCCUCCCCACUAAAUGGACAUUGAUAUCAGAAUCUAAAGACAAAGCCCCGCUACAUAGUAUUGUAUUUUCACCUACUAUUCCUGGAACGUAUGGUGUAUACCAUUUUAUUGGAGGAGUUAAUGGUUUUAUUCUAGCCGAAGCCUAUUCUAGCUAUCUGAGUGGAAUAUCUGCACAUGGAUUUAUUUGUAUUGGUGUAGAUAUUUUGUUCCCAGCCAAGAAGCGUGACCUCAGCAAUGUUUCUGAUAUUGCAGAUAAAUAUGAAAUGAAUAUCAGAUGGUUAGAACAGAAUUUAACUACAUUACAAGUACUGAAUCCUGGUGUAGUAAUUGACUGGACAAAUAUUGUUGUUGGAAGUCAUUCAGAGGGGGCUGAUAGUACACUGCUGAUGUUGCAGAAGAAUCAUACCAUCGCACGGGCUGUUGUGUUUUACGAACCAUUUAGCUUUAGAUUCAUCAAUAAAACCACUUUCUCAUUGCCAGCUUUAAUAGUAGGAACAGUUUUAUCUAAAGAACAUAGAGUCAAAAUGCCACCCUGUGUUAUCAAUGGUUUGGGAUUUGAUCACUUUUAUGAUAUGUGGGGCAAAGGGCCUAAAUAUUACCUGAAUGUAAAGAAUUUCGGCCAUUGUGAUAUAUUAGAUUUUGAUUUACGAGCUGUUUGUCUAGCAAUGAAAUUAUGCGAGAGUGGAAAUGCAACUAGUAUGGACCUGUACCAUGAUUUUACUAUGGGUGUGACGUCAGCCUUUUUAAUAAAUACUCUCUAUGGUUAUGGAAGUGAUCAGAAGUAUUUCACAGAUCAGCAAUAUAUUCCAAUUGAAAUAGAAACUAUUAAAUACAAUCUUACGUCAGUGUAA